Molecule: messenger RNA, 1415 nt
Organism: Durio zibethinus
Lineage: Eukaryota; Viridiplantae; Streptophyta; Magnoliopsida; Malvales; Malvaceae
Source: RefSeq, a predicted model, not a curated record
AUGCUUCAAAACAAGCUAUGCUACAGUGGAGCCUUUGAUCCAUCUCAAAAUGGAGCAAGUGGAGAUGUCCUUGUUAGAUUAGCCCAAGUGCAGUGGAAUAUUUACCUUCAAACAUGUCAUGGAUUGGAUACUCAAAGCUUGACACCUCUAAUAUCAAGCCCACAGUCAGCUUACGAAUUGUUUCGAAAUCCGAAGUUCAAAAAUUCUGGGAAGUUCUUAACUUUAUCUGAUUUUUUAGCCAUGGCAAAGAAUGCUAGAUCUCUUUAUGGUGUCUUAAUCAGCAUAGAGAAUGCUCCCUACCUUGCAGAGCAGGGUUAUGGUGUAACUGAUGCAGUGCUUAAUACUUUGAGCAAAGCUGGCUAUGAUAAACAGACAGCUCAGACAGUUAUGAUCCAGUCCAGUAAUAGCUCUGUUCUAAUGAAGUUCAAGAGUAAAACCAACUAUAAACUUGUCUACAAGGUUGAUGAAGAUAUCGGUGGUGCUGAGAGUACAACAAUUGACGACAUUAAGAGAUUUGCUAGCGCUGUGGUCAUCAGCAAGGACUGUGUCUUUCCUGAAAAUACAGCAUUCAUCACUGGUGUCACGGAUGUUGUCCCGAGGCUACAAAAAGCUAAUCUCUCUGUAUAUGUUCAAACCUUCAGUAAUGAGUUUGUAUCUCAAGCAUGGGACUACUUAUCUGAUGCAACUGUUGAGAUCAAUUCCUUCUACACUGUAGCUGGUAUUGAUGGUGUCAUUACAGACUUCCCAAAGACAUCUAAUAGAUACCGGAGGAACCGAUGCUUAAACAGAGGCGACAAAACACCUGGUUAUAUGAGCCCCGUUGAGCCUGGCAGCCUUUGGAAACUAAUCACAAAUGAUUACUUGCCACCAGCUGAAGCUCCAAAUCCCUACCUGAUUGAGGCAGAUGUUAUUGAGCCCCCUUUGCCUCCUGUUGCCCCAAAAACCACCCCAACUUCAAGGCCAUCUGGUACUGCAACAGCCCCAGCAUCAUCACCAAAUGGACAGCCUCAAGUGUCUGCUUUUGUUAUGGUGCCGCUUAUGGCUGCGCUUCUUGUCAUUUACUUGCUGUUUUGAAUCUGUAGAAAAGGCUGUCUGCUCUUUACCAUUUUGCCCCCUUCCUUUUCUCUCAUUGCUUGGAUGUCAAGUAGCUUGAAGCUUUUGCUACCGGCCGGAGUUCAUGCAGCGAACACCAUUUCUUGUUACUUCUCUUCUCCUCCUUAUUUAUCAGAUCAGAAUCUAUGGAGAAACCAAGGGAAAAAACCUUGCAGAACAGAGGAAAAAAAAAGUAUAGUAUUCUUAAAGGGGAAAAAAAUUUAAAAAGCUUGAGAGUUCGAGUUGUUUGAGUGGGUAUUCCUGCUCCGAGUUGAAAUCCUUUGUUAUAGAUCUGGUAAUCGUAGUAUUUGUGUUGUUAAAAA